GUUUAGCAAACAAUAAUUAGCUGGAGGGGAUUUGAGCUAUAUGAUAUCAAAGAGUAUAAUAAACCAAGGUGCGGAAAGAAAAUAACGCAGUCAAUCCUCGAAAAGAUAAAUAACUAUUAAAAUAUUCAGCUACCUGUCCCCCCGGUUCUCGGUGUUUCUAGUUGGUCUAUUUCUACGCCAGAGGUCCUUCGCAGGCGCUGCGUUUGACUUGGACGAGUUAGCUUUUUGCUAACUCCGCGAUGGACAAUGUCCCCAGUUUUUGUUCGCCGGUGACUUCUGAAGAAAACGGGACAGAAACCUCCGACGGCUCCUCAGUAGAAGAUGGCUUAGUCGACGCUUUCGGCGACCUGGCUGCCCUCCCGGUCGAGGUUGGCGAGAGAAGACCGACGUGUUUACGGUGCCGUCGCCCUCAGAAGGUGUGUCUCUGUCCGUUUCUUCCAACACAACCCCUGGAGGUCUCCACCUGUCUGCAUGUAGUCCAGCAUCCUGCAGAGGAAAGCAGAGUACUUCGCACAGUGCCUCUACUUGCUGCUUGUUUGCCACAAGGAAAAUGCAAUGUCAUAGUCGGAAGGAGAUUCAAUGAGGAAAAGCACCCGGAGUUGGCUGCAGUAUGUCAGGACAGCAGAACGUUGAUCCUGUACCCAGGCCCCAACUCCCAGAACCUGGAGGAGUUAGUGCAAUAUCAGGAAUUAGGCACUGUGAAACAUAAUGUGAUCAUCAUAGACGGCACCUGGAGCCAGGCCAAAAACAUGUUCCUCAAAAACAGCCUGUUCCACCUGCCUAAACAGGUCCAGCUCAAUAGGACUCUGUCCAGUCAGUAUGUGAUCCGCACACAACCCUCCAACAUCUGUUUGUCCACGCUGGAAUGUGCCGCUGUCGCCCUGUCCAUCCUGGAGCAGAAUGACAACAUCCAAGAGGUCCUGCUGAGGCCCCUGAAAGCCCUGUGCUCCUUCCAGCUGCAGCACGGCGCUCAGAUUCAUCACAGCAAGGAGCACCUCCUUAAGAAUGGCAUGUAUGACAAGCCCAUGCCCAAGAACAAACGCAAGAUAAAGAGGAUGGAGAAACUCGUCACGGACCACAACAUCUGUCCAAGAUGAGGGAGCAACUGGGCAGAGAAACCAGGCUCUACUCAUCUCCGUAUGCACAGCCGUCUACGCUGCACAGGACUGUAUCAUCAGGGCAGCUUGUAGCAGCAUCGGGGCACAGACAUGGAAACCAGUGGACUUAACGGGAAUUUUAUUUUCCUUUAUUUUAUUUUUUUCUUUAGAUAACUGACGAUAUAUGUAAUUUAUGUAUUUGUCAUUAAUUGUAAAUAAAUUAAUGACAAAUUUAAGAUGUAGUUUAAGUGUCAUUGUGUGACAAUAGAUCAGGUUUAAUUGUUUUUAAAACUGUUUAACUUGUUCCUCCCUGCACUUUAUAAACACUGUGGUGCUUCUGUUGUGAUUGCUAAUGGAAGGGCUGAUUCCACUGGUGUUUUUUCAAUAAGUUAAAUCUUUAUUCAGAUACGUUUCAAAAUAAAAAUACCUCCAAAACAAAUGUGAUAUUCCAUUAAACUUCCUGACACACAAGACAGGAGGAAAAAUGUGAAACCGCCAUUAAGAAUUUUAUUGUACUGUUUUUAUAAGUCAGCAUUGUUGAUGUGAGGGACAAUUUUGCUGUAAUGAUUUUAAAUACUUGUCAUUGUAGUUGCGGGCCUACAGAAUAUGGUCCUCUAUGCCGUAAAUAACAUCUCAAAAGAUUUUUAAUUAGGAGCUGCAAAAAAUGUAGCCGUGUUAUUAUAACUCAAACUCAUUAAUUGUACAUGUAGGCAUGUAAAGUGAUUUUUAUACAUAGACAUGAUGUAUGAAUGGGGUCUCCCAAGCCGUUUAGUGACACUUUAGUUCAAAAGGAUCAAAUUUCAAAUUUAAUUAAUAAGAUGUACACAUUACGUCCCAUACAGAAUAAUUAAACACUGUUUCAGCCUCUCA
This is a messenger RNA of Micropterus dolomieu (smallmouth bass), 1967 nucleotides long. It is a transcript of the gene dtwd2, whose product is annotated as DTW domain containing 2. NCBI's taxonomy places the organism in Eukaryota, Metazoa, Chordata, Actinopteri, Centrarchiformes, Centrarchidae. The transcript has 6 exons. The record is from RefSeq and is a predicted model, not a curated record. The coding region runs from base 240 to 1097 and encodes 285 amino acids.